AUUAUUUGUGGGUCAAUAUAUAAAGCAUAGAUUUAUUAAUAAAAAAAUGCUUUUGGAUCAUGAUUUAUCAGGAAAGAGUCCAUCAUUAAAGAAACGGAAGUUAAAUAAUUCGACUAUAUCACCGACAAAUCCUCAGCAAAUCAAUGAAAUCAUAAGUAAAUUAUCUAUGCCGUUACAUCCUGUUCGUGUUGAACAGCAGUAUGCCAAUUGUCAGAAUGGUUCGAGUUAUAUUGGUAGUGUUCAAGCGUAUGCAAAGCUUGCAGGAGCAACAUGGACAUAUUAUGUCAAAGCACUUAAUGUUACAAUAGGCAGAGAGCCAGAUCAUACAGCAUCUAAAGACGAUACUGAUUCGAAAUCAGAUGUUCAUGUUGAUUUAGAUCUUGGUCCUACCAAAAUUAUUAGUCGAAAGCAUGCAGUUAUUGAAUAUGAUCUUCAGGGACGAUUUUGGGAAUGUAUAGUCUAUGGAAGAAAUGGUCUUAAGAUUGAUAAUAAGCUUUAUAAAAGUAAUAAAAGAAUAAGACUUUCUAAUGGAAAUAUUCUUGAAAUAGGAGGCGUUCAAAUGAUGUUUGUAUUACCAGAUUCAGUUCCAAAGAUUUCUCUGAGCGCUCUUAAUUAUAACGAAGAUGAUAUUAUAUACGAUGAAUGUAAUCAGUUUCAAAAAAAUUCUCAUAGUAUUAAAAAAACAUCAUUUUCACCGGGGUAUAAAAAAUCUCAUAACGAAUCUCGUCGAAAUAAUUCAUUAUCUAUGCUUUAUUUUUCUGCAUCUUCAGAUUAUAAAAAUACCGAUAUUACUUCUGAGAGGGAUUUAAGUCUCGAUUCAUCAAAAGAUAUUAAACCUCCAUAUAGCUAUGCUACAAUGAUUGCUCAAGCAAUUAUGUCGACCGAAGAAGGAAAGUUAACAUUAUCUGGUAUUUAUUCAUGGAUAUCAAGUAAUUAUGCAUAUUAUAGAUUUUCCAAAAGUGGAUGGCAAAAUUCUAUAAGGCAUAAUCUUUCACUUAAUAGAGCAUUUCGUAAAGUUCCUCGUCGUGCAGAUGAACCAGGAAAAGGAAUGAAAUGGCAAGUUACACCUGAAUAUCGUGACGAGCUUAUAAAAAGAACAAAAAAACAAGGACUGCAUCGGAAAAUUAAACCUCUCAAUUCAGCACUAAAUACGAAUUCUUUAAAUUCCAAAAUAUCACCGAUUUUAUUAGAAUCAUCAAUUCAUAAUAAAACAAUUUUGGAUCCACCGUCAACUCCUGUUUCUUCCAAAUAUUCUAGCAUGAGAAAUCAAAAUGGAUUUUUUCCUGGUGAUACAACUAAUUAUGAUUCUCAUUCCAACUUAUUUUUCUAUGGAAAUCAAUCAAACACAAUGAUCACUACCCCUCCUAACAUAGCUUCACCUAUAGAUUCUUAUCAACAUACAUGUAUAAUAAAACAGCCAAAUUUCUUUACACCAGAUCACAGCGGAUUCACUUCAAAAGAACCAUUACUAGUAUCAUCAAACCAUAGCAUAAAUCAUCAUUCUUAUUAUCCCACUUCAUCUCCUGCUCCUUUUUGGCGAUACAUGGUCAACUCUUCUAUAAAUAAUACUCCAAACAAAAGCUCCGAAAAUCAUACUUAUUCUUAUUAUUCUUCACCACCUGCAUCUGUCUCACAUAAAAUAGAGACAUUCGCACAUGACUUACCUGGAUUCAAUACUACUGAAAGCAUCCUUGAUCUUCAGGGCGUAGAUUUGGCUAAGGGUUUUGAAAAUAUUAGUAAAUGGAGAGAAAACCAACUACAAAAUAUGGUACUCAAUGAUUCACAUUCAUAAUUCCAUGAAUCAUUCUCUAAUCACUUAAUCCUCUAAUCACCUCA
Messenger RNA from Pneumocystis carinii B80, 1836 nucleotides. RefSeq lists its product as hypothetical. The record is from RefSeq and is a predicted model, not a curated record. Gene Ontology annotation, biological process: regulation of transcription by RNA polymerase II. The transcript is spliced from 4 exons. Gene Ontology annotation, molecular function: DNA-binding transcription factor activity, RNA polymerase II-specific; protein binding; RNA polymerase II cis-regulatory region sequence-specific DNA binding. Bases 47 to 1792 code for a protein of 581 amino acids. Lineage: Eukaryota; Fungi; Ascomycota; Pneumocystomycetes; Pneumocystales; Pneumocystaceae.